CAGGAGACAAGAGAUCGAAAAAAAAAAAACUCAGGCAACGAAGAUCCCCUUGCGGCUCGUGCUCCUACUACCUCGUUGUGAGGCCAAUCCUUCUUUGCUGUCUCGUAUCUUCUUGCGAGAGGCGGCGAGAGGCGAAGAGAUCUGGCUGCGCCCUCCCGCAGUUCCGUGUGCUAGGGUUUUGCCCCCCUGAUGGCGUCGCCGGGGAAGAUGGAGGGCCCGUCGGCCCCAGCUCUCCGCCGGGACCCGUACGAGGUGCUAUCCGUGUCCAGAGACUCCUCCGACCAGGAGAUCAAAUCAGCCUACCGCAAGCUCGCGCUUAAGUACCACCCUGACAAGAAUGUUAGCAACCCAGAAGCAUCCGAGCUCUUCAAGGAAGUUGCAUAUUCAUACAGCAUCCUGUCAGAUCCUGAGAAACGGAGGCAUUAUGAUACUGCUGGUUUCGAGGCAUUAGAAAAUGAAGGAAUGGAUAUGGAGAUUGAUUUGUCCAAUCUUGGAACUGUCAAUACAAUGUUUGCUGCACUUUUCAGCAAGCUCGGGGUUCCUAUCAAGACCACGGUAUCUCCUACUGUUCUUGAAGAAGCUAUGAAUGGAACAGUCACAGUGAGACCACUCCCAGUUGGAACAUCAGCUACAGGAAAGGUUGAAAAGCAAUCUGCUCAUUUCUUUGGUGUAACAAUAAGUGAAGAACAAGCUCAUUUAGGAAUAGUAGUUAGAGUCACCUCAGUUGCACAAAGUAAAUUUAAGCUUCUUUUCUUUGAACAAGAAGUUAAUGGAGGCUAUGGGCUAGCUCUGCAGGAAGACAGUCAGAAGACUGGCAAGGUGACAUCUGCAGGCAUGUAUUUCUUGCAUUUUCAAGUGUACCGUAUGGACUCGACAGUGAAUGCGUUGGCAAUGGCUAAAGAUCCUGAGGCUGCAUUCUUUAAAAGAUUGGAAGGUCUCCAACCUUGUGAAGUGUCAACUCUCAAAUCAGGAACUCAUAUAUUUGCUGUAUAUGGUGACAAUUUUUUCAAGCCAGCUAGCUAUACAAUUGAAGCAAUGUGUGCAAAGAGUUAUGAAGAGACAACACAGCGGCUAAAAGAAAUUGAGUCUAAAAUUCUUGAGAAAAGAAAUGAUCUCCGCCAAUUUGAAACUGAGUACAGAAAAGCUUUGGCACGGUUUCAAGAAGUGACUACCAGAUACACACAAGAAAAAGAAGCGGUUGAUGAUAUGUUGAGAGAAAGGGAUGACAUCCAUUCUUCAUUCACGACCGAACGAACUAUGGUGAACUCUGUUGGCUCUGGUAGCAGCAGCAGUAGAUAUCCAGCUGAACAGAGUAGAACUGAGAGUCCCGAGAAUGGUAACAUAGACGCCAGGGAUAAAUCAAGCAAAAAGAAGUGGUUUAAUCUAAAUCUUAAUAGAUCUGACAAGAAAGCCUGAGCAAUCAAUUUUUCAUCAAUGCCAAUCAGCACUGUACAUUUCAGAAGCCCUAUUGUAUUUGUGCCUUGUGAACUCUACGCUCCCCUAUUUUCGGAAGUUCUUCUAGCAUAGCAGUUUUGAGAAAAAUCUUUUAUUAUUCAUCAACUUUUUCCUCUGCUGCUCAUUUAUCUCCAAUUCCUCUGCCCUUGUUACCAUUGGAGAAUUGCAAAAGUAAUAGGCACUUGGGAUAGGUCUUUCAUAUGAUUGUUAAUGUCAGUGGUAAUUAUCUGGUGGAAGCAUUUGACAAA
Messenger RNA from Brachypodium distachyon (stiff brome), 1703 nucleotides. Its product is annotated as chaperone protein dnaJ 15. The transcript is spliced from 12 exons. Bases 190 to 1416 code for a protein of 408 amino acids. The record is from RefSeq and is a predicted model, not a curated record. Lineage: Eukaryota; Viridiplantae; Streptophyta; Magnoliopsida; Poales; Poaceae.